AUGCGGUCAUCCGUAUCCUUCCUCUCGUUGAUCGCUUUGACCACCUUAUCCGUCCCGGCGAUAGCUUCGAACUACUCCGAUACGACUUUUGUCUCUAGCUCCUUCUCUAUCCUUGAUGAUCGGCCCCCAAACUGCCCUCCAUGCUUCAACUGUCAGCUCGACAAGUACGAUUGCACCCAUUUCUCUCCAUGCAACAGCUUCACCGGCAAAUGUACCUGCCCAUCGGGCUUCGGUGGUGAUGAUUGCGCAGCCCCAGAAUGUGGUGCCCUAUCCGAUGGUACGAAUCGACCCAUCCGUGAAGGUGAUACUUGCGAGUGCAAGGAUGGCUGGGGUGGUAUCAACUGCAACGUCUGCCAAAACGAUAACGCCUGUGACGCCAUGAUGCCAGAAGGAAAGGAUGGAGUUUGCUACAAAGAAGGUGUUACUGCCAAGGAGAACUUCCAGAUGUGUGAUGUGACCAACCGGAAGAUUCUCGACCAGCUAGGUGAUCGGAAGCCGCAAGUGACCUUCUCGUGCAAAGACGAUGAUAAGUCCUGUAAUUUCCAAUUCUGGGUCGAUCAGGUUGAGUCUUUCUAUUGUGGUCUGGAUACUUGUGACUGGAACUUGAAGAGUGAAGUCGAUUCCAACACGACUAGCUAUCGGUGUGAGAAUGUCGAGUGCAAAUGUAUCCCCGGCCGGUUCCUGUGUGGCGAGAAUGGAUCCAUCGAUCUCAAGGAUUUCUUAGCCCAACUGAUCAAGGGUCCGGCGACUUUUUCCACCAAGGCUACUCGAGAUGGCAGCAGCAGCGUCUUCUCGGAGCCCCAAAUGAACACUCUGAUCAGCGGCGUCUUUGGUGAUCCCAGCAUUUUCUUAUCCUGUGACUCUGGAGAAUGCCUUUACAAGACGAACAUUCCAGGCUACGAGCGUCCGGUCAAGACAAUCAAUACUCCGCUCAUUGCAGGCGUGAUCGCUGGCUGCGCACUCUUCGUUGUGGCAGCGAUCUUGAUCGUCUGGUAUCUUUCUCGCCGUGCCGCACGCCACAACUAUACUCGCCUCUCUCUGUCCGAUGAUUCGGAUGAUGAGACCGCAAGGCUACUUGCCGAGCACCGACCGGCUGCGCUUUACUGGGACAAUGUGUCGUAUCACCUCAACGGUAAGGAGAUUCUCUCUGGCAUCCAGGGUGCAUGCACUCCCGGGCAGAUCACUGCAAUCAUGGGAGCAUCGGGAGCUGGUAAGACCUCGUUCUUAGAUAUUCUGGCACGGAAGAAUAAGCGAGGUGCCGUUUCAGGCAACUUUUACGUGAACGGCGAGAAAAUCGACGAUGGUGACUUCAAAACCAUGACUGGAUUCGUUGACCAAGAGGACACCAUGCUACCGACCUUGACUGUUCACGAAACGAUCCUUACAAGCGCUCUUCUGAGACUGCCGCGGGAUAUGAGUCGGGCGGCGAAAGAACAGAAAGUCCUGGAAGUCGAGAAACAACUUGGUAUUUCCCACAUCAAGGACCAAAUGAUCGGCUCGGAAGAGGGCAACGGCCGUGGGAUUUCUGGCGGUGAGAAGCGCCGUGUUGGCAUUGCUUGUGAGCUGGUCACCAGCCCUAGCAUUCUCUUUCUGGAUGAGCCCACUAGCGGAUUGGAUGCUUUCAACGCUUUCAACGUGGUUGAAUGCUUGGUCACUCUGGCUAAGACCUACAACCGCACUGUCAUCUUUACUAUUCACCAACCUCGCUCGAACAUCGUCGCUCUUUUUGACCGAUUGAUUCUUCUUGCCGAGGGUCGCGCCGUCUAUUCGGGUCUUUUCUCUUCAUGUCAACAAUAUUUCGACGAAGUCGGAUACUCUUGCCCGGCUGGCUUCAACAUUGCCGACUAUCUGGUGGAUCUUACCAUGCACGCCAGUGGUGCGCAUUCUAAUGGUUCCUAUGAAGUGUAUAUCGACGAAAGCGAACGACUAGAUGGGCAGGCAGGUCCGCCCAAAACAGCCUCAAGCAGUUUGAGAGCGGUCAAGUCCGUCGCCAGCGUGUCCAACGUCAGUUUCGAAGACAAUUCUAGCAGCGCUGCGGAGCAGACACGGAGACCGAAGCACAAACGACGCAUUUCAGUGAAGCAGCAGCAGGAACGCCAGCUGUUCUCACGACGCAAAGACGAUCGCCCGACCACGCCCAAGACCGAUGAAGAAGAUGCAACCCUAGAAGCCUCUGAUGCCCAGCAAUGGCUGCGACUUUCCCGCCAGAAACAGGGCCAAGUUCCUCCUCAAAUCCUCGAUGACCCCGACCAACUUCCGCCACCGGCUCCUGGUACAUCGGAUCUUGACAUCCUCGUUGCCAGCUAUGCUGACUCGGAUGUGGCCCGAUCGAUUCAUGAAGAGAUUGUUGCUGCGGUUCGGAGCGCACAAGCCGCCAACGGCUCGACUAACUCCCAUCUCGCUGGCGAGACAGGAUCGCAACCGAAAGGCUUUGCUCGUGUCAGCUUGACGCGGCAAUUCCUUAUUCUGUCUCAACGCACAUGGCGCAACCUAUACCGCAACCCGAUGCUGAUGCUCACACAUUACGCUAUCGCCAUCCUCUUGGCUGUGCUAUCAGGCUUCCUCUUCUAUGGCCUAACCGAUGAUAUCAAGGGUUUCCAAAACCGCCUCGGUCUAUUCUUCUUCAUCCUCGCACUGUUUGGUUUCAGCACUCUGACUAGUUUGACGGUCUUCUCAUCCGAGCGACUCUUAUUUGUCCGGGAACGUGCCAAUGGGUACUAUCACCCAGUGACCUACUUUGCCGCCAAGGUUGUGUUUGACAUUGUCCCUCUGCGACUUAUCCCGCCCAUUAUCAUGGGCGUGAUCAUUUAUCCGAUGACGGGAUUGAUCGCUGCCUGGCCGGAGUUCCUGCAUUUCAUGCUGGUUUUGGUCCUGUUCAACUUGGCGGCCGCUAAUAUCUGUUUGUUUAUUGGUAUCAUCAUCCGCGACGGUGGUGUGGCCAAUCUGGUUGGCAGUCUGGUGAUGCUCUUCAGCUUGCUUUUCGCCGGUCUGCUUCUGAAUCACGAUGCUAUCCCUAGCUCUGCUUUGUGGCUCCAAAGUCUCUCGAUCUUCCACUAUGGAUUUGAAGCCCUCAUUGUCAACGAGGUCACCUUCCUCACCCUGAUCGAUCACAAAUAUGGUCUCGACAUCGAGGUACCUGGUGCAUCGAUCCUGAGUGCCUUUGGAUUCGACACCUUGGCCUAUUGGUACGAUGUUGCGGGUCUGGCCGUGUUCUCCGGGGCCUUUAUUAUCAUUGCAUAUGCAGCGAUGCACUUCCUGCUCGUCGAGAAGCGUUAG
This is a messenger RNA of Penicillium manginii, 3276 nucleotides long. RefSeq names its product putative ATP-dependent permease ADP1. NCBI's taxonomy places the organism in Eukaryota, Fungi, Ascomycota, Eurotiomycetes, Eurotiales, Aspergillaceae. The coding region runs from base 1 to 3276 and encodes 1091 amino acids. The transcript is spliced from 3 exons. Gene Ontology annotation, molecular function: ABC-type transporter activity; ATP hydrolysis activity; ATP binding. Gene Ontology annotation, cellular component: membrane. The record is from RefSeq and is a predicted model, not a curated record.